Messenger RNA from Arthroderma uncinatum, 1116 nucleotides. RefSeq lists its product as uncharacterized. The record is from RefSeq and is a predicted model, not a curated record. Bases 1 to 1116 code for a protein of 371 amino acids. Lineage: Eukaryota; Fungi; Ascomycota; Eurotiomycetes; Onygenales; Arthrodermataceae. The transcript has a single exon.
AUGAGUCGCGCAUCUCCUGACUGGAAACCCAAAAAAUCAAAGAGCGAGCAGCGAGACGAUAGGAGAAAAGCAAGAAAACUGGAAGCCGAGUCUUUUGAAGACUUGACCAAACGACUCGGGACGCUGUCUAAGCUUCAGCAGAUGCACGAGGAGCUGCGUGCGGACAAGUAUUCCUGUCUCGGCGUCACGGAGUCUGACCUUGGAUCGCCCGGCCAUACGCCUCAGAAGUAUCGUGAUGCUUAUCAGGACUUUACUGAUCUGUACGGUCAUCUUUUUGACGACGAGAAUUCUAUUGCCGGUACGAAUGAAGACGAAUAUGAGAAACAUACUGAGGAUACUGACGAGGAUAUGGAAGAUGACUGCAAAUUGAUGCCUCGCUAUGCGCGCAAGAAUAGGCCAGAUGACGACAACGAGAGCAUUGCCUCUGAUUCUACGACUGCAUCAGAGAAAUACAAUAUGUAUAACAUUUCUGAAUCCGUCCUGCGCAUGGCUACCGGCUUUCCAGGCUGGGUCCCUGACUACGGCAACAAGAAGGCAAGAGAGUACGGCUCCAACUCCUCCGUUUCAUCCGUCUCUCCUCCAGCAGAUCGAGAGAUGAAGGAAUUUGGCUCUGUAUCGGUAUCCAGCUCGCCUCAGGCAAGCGUCGAGGGCAUGGAGUGCGAAUCAGACUUGUUAUCAGAAUCGGUUGAAUCCGUCUCCCCUCCAGCACACCUCGGGGGCAUGGACACUGACUCCGACUCGGACUCAGUUGGAUCUGUCUCUUCCCCUACCGAGGUCAAGGAAAUGGAAGUCGACUCUGACUCUAAUGAAUCUGAAUCUAUUCUUCCCAGCAUCGAGUUCGACUACGAAACCGAGCGUCCAGCUGUCCAGCAAGCGAAAGACUCCGAUGAAACACUCUCUGACUCCAAUAAUGAGGAAGAUUCUGAUGGUUCUAUGUCAAUCACCAGCACCAGCUACGAUAGCCCUCGUCGUACCAACAAGCCCGUUAACCAUCAGUUCUUCUAUCUCCAUCACCGAAUGGUGAAGCGUGAUGCUCCAUUCUACGCUGUGAACGGUAAUACCAAACGUCCAAAGGUGAGUCGAGUUCCCUCUCACUUCUCUUCCACUUUCAGCUAG